UCAACUCAGGAGAGCCUUUGUUUACGUGCUGCUACAGUAUAGACACAUAAUACCAAACCAGGAUUUUGAAUGAGUUUUUCGGUUGUUGCGUCACUCCUCAGACUCCCUGUCUAUUUUUCAUUUCAACUCGUGUGUUUGUGUCCCUCUAACGAUGAAAUUGCAGCCCUCGGAGCUAGACACUGUCUUGGACACCAUUUCUAAAUCUUUUGAAAUCUGAGUGCACACAACAAAACCGCUCGCAUAUCGCCUGAUCUUAAGUUCUCCUGGGAAAGGACUUUGAGACUAAGUGAGGAGGAUGAUCCAAGGAAUGUAUUAAUAGUUCAAUAGCUGGAUUACUUUGCUGAAGCAGUAUGAGCUCCUUGUCUGACCUGCCUGACAGGAUUGAAGACUGGAGCAGAGAAGAUGUCCACCGGUGGUUGGUUGGUGUCCUUAAUGUUGAUAGCAGAUGGGCAGACAAAUUCUAUGAAGAGGAGGUCUCGGGGUUAGAACUUGUUUAUUUUCAAAAGCAAGACUUGCUGGAUUUGCAUAUAAAACAUGGGCCUGCUGUUAGAAUUAUAAACAACCUAGAGGAACUUAAAAAAGCAAAGCAACCAUCACAGGACCAGAAAUACCUUGAGGAACAUGAGAAAGCAAGUCAACCACCACAGGUGCAGAAGAACCUGAAGGAACUUCAAAAUGCAAAGGAACCAUUACAGGAACAGAAGAACCUGGAGGAACUUGAUAAAGCAAAGCAACCAUCACAGGUGCAGAAGAACCUGGGGGAACUUCAAAAUGCAAAGCAACCAUCACAGGAGCAGAAAAACCUUGAGGAACAUCAGAAAGCAAAGCAACCAUCACAGGAGCAGGAGAACCUGGAGGAACUUGAGAAAGCAAAGCAACUAUCACAGAACCUGAAGGUACUUCAAAAUGCAAAGCAACCAUCACAGGAGCAGAAUAACCUUGAGGAACAUCAGAAAGCAAAGCAACCAUCACAGAACCUGAAGGAACUUCAAAAUGCAAAGCAACCAUCAGAGAAGCAGAAGAACCUGGAGGAACUUCAAAAUGCAAAGCAACCUUCACAGGAGCAGAAUAAUCUACAGAAACAUCAAAAAGCAAAGCGACGGAAAGCAGGAAAGCAGAAGAACCAGGAGAAACUUCAAGAAGUAAAUCAACUGUCACAAGAUGAGAAUACUAAACAUAACACAUCUCAAAAGGUGGCAAACCAAAGUACACAAAACACAUCAGAAACUGUAAAUGAAUCAGCCAGUGCAAAUAAAAAAUGUGCAGAAGAAAAGAGGAAUCCAGAAGGUAACAAAACAAGUCCAGGGAUAAAAGCAGAUAUAGAGCUCAGUGAACAAAAAUCAGCUGACCUCAAACUGAAAGCAACUACAAAUGAAAACGGCAAUGACAAUAAAGAAGCAAAGGGUUUGUUGCAUGCUCAAAAGCAAUCUGAAUCUAAGGCUGAAAGUAGCCCAAAGUAUCCUCAGCAGAAAAAUACAUGUUCCUUCUACCUUUUUGACUCUCAACAUCAGACUAAAAGAUACAUACAGAAUUACAUUUUAUCUCCAGAGACAGGGCCAGGCAAUCGUAUUGAACCAGUUCAUGAGUACAAACUGCUAGGAAACGUGGAAAAUGCAUCAGAAACAGAUAUUCUUAAGAAGUUCAGUAAUGAAGUCUUUCGUUUUUCAGCAGCAUGCAUGAAUUCACGCACAAAUGGAACCAUUCAUUUUGGUGUGGGAGACAGGCCUCACUUCCACGAUGGAGAAAUUAUUGGAAUUGAUGUCAAAGACAGAAACAAAUAUGUUGAUAUCUUGAAUAAAAGUGUGCAAAACUACUUUGGAGAGAAUGCUGAAGAUGCCAAGAUGUGUAUUAGACAACCCCGAUUUGUUCAAGUUUUAUCUCCUGAUAACACUUUAUUAAACAAGUAUGUCAUAGAAGUAGAUGUUGUACCAAGUUAUUCUGUAUGCAAAGGAAAGGAGUAUUACAUCAACAUGAUGCUCCUUGAAGACAAUCGAUGGAUGAAGAGUAAGGAGAUAUAUUUGUUUGUGCGGGAUGGAGCUAGUAGCAAAGAUCUAAUGGGAAACAGGAACCAAAAAGAAAUGAAGCUUGAGCUGAAAAAGUUUAGUGACAGUAUCAAGGGUUUAGAUUCAUUGCGGAAAUCUAUGGAAAGCAAGACUUCACAAAUGAAAAGACCAAGCAAUCAAGGAGAGAAACUUAAGCACUUGAUAACAUGUGGAAAGGGAACACUUGACAACUAUAAUGAGUACAUUAUUGUCAUAAACAAGAGUCACCCCGAGCAGCUGGAACACCUCCAGUUCCUCAGUGAUUUGAAAAUAUUUACGGUACUUGAAUUUGACCCAGACUCUGCAGUCAAUGGUGUCUGCAACUUUUACAGGAAGUCCAGAAUUGCAAACCUGCAUUCCCCUGCAGAUUUCAAGAGCACUGAAUCAGAAUCUACAAAAAUUGUGAAACUGAAUUUGUAUAAGCAGACAAGUUGGUUAUUUUGUAAUGGGAGAGGAGAUCUUGAAAGUGAAACAGACAGACCCCUCAGACCUGGAGAAUGGUUAACACAGAGAGCCAAAGAUGUCCAAGAUGCAAUUUUGUUUCUGUGUAACCCUGAUGUGCUGCAAAUAGGAAGAUACCAAGUAGUGUUCCUUUUGCUUUCUGCAGUGGAGUCCAUGACUGACCCUGUUCUUGAAACAUUCUUAACAUUCUACAAAAAUUUAGGAGGAGCUCAAAACAUUUUGUGCAUCUGUGAAUCUGAAAACACAUUCCUACAAUGGAAAGACUUUGUUCAAACAAGAUGUGACACUGAUAUUACUAGGCACUGUAUAUAUGAGUUAAACUUAAGUGAAAUCAAUGGAACAAUAAGCAAACUCAGACCACUAAAUGAAACAUCUUGCAGAUUUUUGCCUUCUUCAGGAUCAAGUUCAGUAGUUUUUGAAAAGAAGGUUGAAGAUCUCAUGACAGCUUUAGCAGUUCUGUGUGAAAAUGAAUGUGAAAACACAGACAUUGAAAAGAGUGAGGAGUUCAAGAGCUUUAGAAGUAAAAUAGAGGAAGAUUUCUACAGAGGAGGCAAAGUAACUUGGUGGAACUUUUACUUUUCCGAAAAACCACAUUCUUUGCCUUUUAUCAAAAGAGACAAGUUUGAAGCCCUGAAAAAUAAUCUAACCUCUUUGGCCAGUUCUUCUACAAGUAUGUGUGUGAUUCAGAAUUUGUUUCAUCACCCAGGAUGUGGGGGAUCCACUUUAGCUAUGCAUGUGCUGUGGAGUUUGAGAAAAGAAUUCAGAUGUGCUGUGUUAAAAAAUAAAACAGUUCCAAACAUAGAAGUCGCUAGCCAGGUCAAGCACUUGCUGAUGCUUAGGAAGAGUAAAGGAUCUAACUAUACACCUGUGCUUCUUUUAAUAGAUGAUUCAGAAGGAACAGAAGACGCUCAAGAUUUGCAGAAAUGCAUUAGAAAAGCAAUUGAUGAGGUGUCAGCUGAACAGGAAAGGCCAUCAGUAAUCCUUUUAAACUGUGUGAGAUCGCAAGAUCCAAGAGAAAGCUGCAGUGGCAGUGUCAAUGAAAGUAUAUAUAUAUCCAAUUCACUUUCUCAAAGAGAGCAAGAGUUCUUUGAGAUGAAACUAGGUGAACUUGCAGAAAAUCAUGAAAAACCUGAAACAUUCUAUGCCUUUAUGAUUCUGAAGGCCAACUUUAGCAUUGAAUACAUUGAAAAUGUGGUCAGCAACACUCUGAAGGACCUGGAUAUCUCAAGCAAACAAGCACAACUCAUUUCAUUCUUAGCUUUGCUUAAUGCUUAUGAUAAUGACUCCUCAAUAUCUGUGUCCUUCUGUGAAGAUUUUUUAGGAAUAAAAAAUACACUGCGGGGAAAGGUAGCAUUAGAAGACAGAAUGGCUCCUUAUUCAACUCUGUUAAUUCUUUUUCGUGUUGAGGAGCAUGGCACGUACCAGGCUGUGAAAAUUCUACAUCAUAUGAUUGCCACUCAGUGCCUCGAGCAGCUAACCAAAAAAUACAAUGUGAAGAAAAGUGAAAUCAUCACAAACUUUCUUCACUGUGAUUUGUUUUUUAAAACUGGAAUGGGAAAAGACAACCUUGCGCAAAGUGUCAAAAGCAUUUUAAUCACAAGGCAACGCAGGACAGAGAGCGAUGACAAACACACAAGGUUUUCUCCUUUAAUUGAGAAAAUGAAAGACGAAGAAGGAACAGACCAAAUUAGCGAGGUUUUGGUGAAAGCAGCACACAGGUUUGAUAAAAGUUACGCGAUCCCACAAGCAAUGGCAAGACACCUGUACCUGAACAAGAAGGACUUUGAAUCAGCCUUACACUGGGCAAAAAUUGCCCGAACUAAAAAGGAAAGUUCCUAUAUCGUUGACACCAUAGGACAAGUCUUCAAAACUGAUCUGAGACAUAAGAUUGAGUUCGCUAAAACGCAUAAGAAAAAUCUCACUCCAGCAGAUUUGGAAACCUACCUUAAUUUAGCACAUGAAGCAACAAAAGCCUUUCAGAAAGCUCAAGACCUGGCGAAGACUGAUGAUGUGCCAGACUUUGAAGAUCUUUACACAAAGAGGAAACGGACUACUUACAAUACUUCUGGUUACAUUGGCGAAGUGGAUAUUGCUAUGAUAGUCUGUGAUAUUCUCAGUGAAGUACCAUUCUUCCAUGUAAAUGAUCCAAUGUGUCACAUCCACAUGUUAAAAUUCCUCAAAGGCAGCAUGCCACUCGGCAAUAUUCGCGGUAUUCAUGAUGAAUUGAGUGACAGAUUCCUGGAAGUGCUCAAGAAAUAUGAAGGAUUCCUUGUGAACCUAAAGCCAGGAGUUAAACAAGCUUUUGAAUUUUUCGAGAACUACUUUGUACACCUGAAAGACAGGAAUGUUGAUAGAGAAAUGGAAAGCAGGACCAAGAAGAAAAUUUCGGAAAGCUUUAAGAAAUAUGUCAGUCUGUUCUGUACCUCAGAUAUUGAGAAGCACAGUGAGAGGAUAAGCAAACCGAAACUCAGUUUACAGCAAGAUAUUGAGGAAAAGAAAAUCUUUUUGGAACAGCACAAAGCAGACUGCUUUUCUGGGCUUCUCCACUGUACAGAUAAAGAGAGUGCAGAAAUAAUGCAGGAAAUAACCAAGAGUUACAAGUUUAUUUAUGAGAACUCAAGCACCAAGACUGUCAGAGACCAAACAAACUACAUAUUGGCCAACAUUAACCUCAAAUGUAAAACUUCAGCACAAGAUAAGAAGAACAAGCUAUACAUAGAACUGUCAAAAAUUCUGAAGAGUUUACUGCAAGAUAUUGGAACACAACAUGGAUUUCCAGAGCCGUAUUACUUAGCUCUGCUGCUUUUCUGGCCUGAAAAAGACAGUGUGGAGGAUAAUUGUAAAAAUAUUAGUACUUAUGUGAUGUCCUUAAACAAGUCCUUCAAAAGACAGUACUCCCACAUGCUGUCAACAAAAAGUACAAUAGCUCAUUUCUAUCUCGGGAAAGGGUCAGGACUGAAUCGUCUUGUUCACAAAACCAAAAUUGACCAAUGCUUGGGUUUUGGCGAAAAAUUAAACUCUCUGUGGAAAAGCGGAGCUGUGUGGAAGGAAAAGUCUGUGCAAGAUCUUUUGCUUCGUGUCAAUGGCACCACAGAGCAGGGCCAAGUCUACAUCCAGUAUGGCAGCAUAAAAAUCCCAGUGCGUGCUGCCUAUCUUGGAGGCAUAAGAAGUGGCUACAGUAAGGAGAAAGUGUCCUUUUACCUGGGAUUCUCAAUAGAUGGGCCAAUAGCCUGUGACAUAGAAAGUAAGAGCUACUCUUAAAGCCUGAGUUGGACUGAAACAGGCUGCCGAACACAAGGAAGAAAACACAAAAGCAAAUCUAUAAUCUUUGCUGUCACACGAAAGUGUUAUUUCCAUAUGAUUAUCCUGCAAAAGAAAUGUAUAUAGUAUAGCUGGUGCAUUGCUUGACUCCACAACAUUGAAACCUAAACGAGACUGGGCAAUUUAAUCAAGCCUAACUUUUUGUACUUAAGAACAACUGGCUUUGUUUGGCAUUCAUUUGUCUCCUUUAGAGGAGUUAAGAUAAUGUGAAGACAUGUGCUCUGUAAAUAAUAAUAAACAUGUACAGUACUCUGUAAAUAAUUAUUUGAAACAUUAUUGUAUGGAUUGUAUGGAUUUUUAACAAAGCUUGUUCUGCAAGUUGUAUAUACAAAACCCAUUUACUUUUCAGAACUAUUAUCCAAGAAACUAUAACUGUGAAUUCCAAUCUGAUAUUACAAAAUAUCUUUACACAACUCAUUAUAAUCUUAAUUUGUUAUAUUAUCCUCAGUAAAUGGAAUCUUUAUUCUUUCUGAAAAAAUGAGUACAGUAAAAAAAAUUCAUUUUAUUUUCUUUCA
Molecule: messenger RNA, 6340 nt
Organism: Lepisosteus oculatus (spotted gar)
Lineage: Eukaryota; Metazoa; Chordata; Actinopteri; Semionotiformes; Lepisosteidae
Product: sterile alpha motif domain-containing protein 9-like
Cellular component (GO): cytoplasm
Molecular function (GO): protein binding
Source: RefSeq, a predicted model, not a curated record